CAGCACGUCGCUCGAAAUUCCCCCUCGACAGGCAACAAAUAUAAGCUGAGACUGUGGCCGCAAUGGACGCGGUUCCUCCAUCCUCUCCACAUUGGAGUCAUCGCCAACACUCCGUUGCCCGCCACGCCCCCUCUUUGAGUUCCUGAUUUCAACCCAAUUCUCCGCGUCUCUCUCUCGAAGACGAAGAAGAAACACAAACACAGAGCGCGCUGCAGACCAUGGUUCUCCGCUCUCCUGCCCACGUGGUGCGCUCGGCUCGUCCGGCUCUCCUGAUGGCUAGGCCUAGAGCAACGCUGUCCAUGGCCUCACAAGUGUUUGCUCCCCUUGCGCUGAGGUCUCCGACCCCGCAACAAAAUCAGAGGCGCCAGAGCUCCCAUUCCCCAAUGGGGGCAGCACCUAUCAAUCCUAGAAAGCAGGUCACCGUCAAGACUCUGCAAUCGCUUUACAAGAAGAACGAGCCGAUCACCAUGAUGACCGCCCAUGAUUUCCCCAGCGCCCAUGUUGCGGAGGCGGCGGGCAUGGAGAUGAUUCUUGUUGGCGACAGCCUUGCCAUGGUUGCGUUGGGAAUGGCGGAUACGAGUGAGAUCGGCCUGGAGGAGAUGAUACUGCAUUGCCGGAGCGUCUCAAGGGCAGUCACAACAGCGUUCACUAUUGGAGAUAUGCCCAUGGGCUCUUACGAAAUAUCCCCAGAACAGGCCCUCCAGACAGCCAUUCGCCUCGUCAAAGAAGGCAGGGUACAGUCUGUAAAACUGGAAGGCGGAUCCGAUAUGGCACCGACAAUCAAGCGAAUAACCCAAGCCGGCAUUCCCGUCGUCGCCCACAUCGGUCUCACCCCACAACGGCAAAAUGCUCUGGGUGGCUUUCGCGUUCAGGGUAAAUCCACCGCGGAAGCGAUCAAAUUCUUCCACGAUGCGUUGGCUGUCCAGGAUGCCGGAGCAUUUAUGGUAGUUCUCGAAGCCGUUCCUGCCGAGGUUGCGAGCAUCGUCACCAAGAAACUGAAGAUACCUACAAUUGGUAUCGGCGCGGGUAAUGGUUGCUCGGGCCAAGUGCUCGUGCAGGUGGAUAUGGUUGGGAACUUCCCCCCAGGGAGAUUCCUGCCGAAAUUUGUGAAGAAGUAUGGCGAUGUGUGGGGUGAGAGUCUGAGGGCUAUCGAGCAGUACAGGAACGAAGUGAAGAGUCGAGAGUACCCGUCCAAGGAAUUUACAUAUCCUUCCGUGAAGGAAGACGUGGAAGAAUUCCAGAAGUUUGUCGAUGAGCAUCAUUGAUCCUUUCGCUGUCGUUGACGUGUUGCGAUGGAUCUGGUCUCGCGCCAUUCGUACAAUGACGUACAUACAUACAUACAUACAUUUUCUCUUUAAUACCCCUCUGUUGAUAACUUUUUACUUAUACUUUAUUCUUCUUGGA
Coccidioides posadasii C735 delta SOWgp is the source of this 1404-nucleotide messenger RNA. RefSeq lists its product as uncharacterized. Gene Ontology annotation, molecular function: 3-methyl-2-oxobutanoate hydroxymethyltransferase activity; magnesium ion binding. Gene Ontology annotation, cellular component: mitochondrion. The record is from RefSeq and is a predicted model, not a curated record. Gene Ontology annotation, biological process: pantothenate biosynthetic process. NCBI's taxonomy places the organism in Eukaryota, Fungi, Ascomycota, Eurotiomycetes, Onygenales, Onygenaceae.